This is a messenger RNA of Cicer arietinum (chickpea), 2269 nucleotides long. The record is from RefSeq and is a predicted model, not a curated record. Lineage: Eukaryota; Viridiplantae; Streptophyta; Magnoliopsida; Fabales; Fabaceae.
CACUCACCACCUUUUCUACAUGUUCUUCCUCAUUGCACGAAAUAUUUACAGAGAGCAUGACGAUUUUGACCUACACAUUAAAUAUAUGAACAAGAAACACCCUAAUUUUGGAAGUUGUUUAUUUAUUAUUCACCAAACUCCCACCCAACAAUAACUGAAUAAGAUGAUAAUCUCUUCCUACAAUUAAUCCGAACCUACCAUGACAACCACCCGCCUCAGAAAACCCAUUAAACAUUUCCCAAUCAUCAGAUCCACUCUCCUCAUCCUCUCCAUGGCAUCCAUCCCCUUCAUCCUCUUCCUAUUCCUCUCCCUCUCCCACUCAACCCAUUCCCAUUCCCAUUUUCAUUCACAUUCCCAUUACAUUCACAUCCAACAAGCUUGCAAAGCCACCCGCUUCCCUCACCAAUGCCAAACCUCUCUCUCCUCCCUAUUCAACAACCCAAACCCCAUCCACAUUAUCCAAUCCGCCAUAACACUCUCCUCUCAAAACCUCUUCACCGCCCAAUCCAUGCUCAAAACCUUCCUAGACGCUUCCACAGGAAACCGCUCCCGAACCACCGUCGCCAAGAGCUGCCUCCAAGUCUUCCAAUACUCUCAUCACCGUAUAUCUCUCACAUCACAUGCACUCUCACGUGGAAGAACCAAAGACGCACGUGCCUUCAUGAGCGCUGCAUUGGCUUAUCAGUAUAACUGCUGGUCCGGUCUCAAAUACGCAAACGACACUUCACUCGUCUUCAAAACGAUGUCGUUUCUUGAAUCCCUCACCAUCCUCUCCAGUAACGCUCUCGCCAUGAUUCUCAACUACGACCUCUUUGGAAACGACACCGCUUCAUGGAGGCCGCCUCGCACCGAGCGUGACGGUUUUUGGGAGGGUUACGGCUCGGGUACAUUCGGCUCUGGACCUUCCGUACCCGCGAAUCUUACGCCGAAUGUUACGGUGUGUAAGGAAGCGGGAAGUGGGUGUUAUGAGACGGUGCAGGAAGCGGUUGAUGCUGCGCCUGAUGACGUGGAUGUUGGAGGAGGGAAAUUUGUGAUACACAUAAAGGAAGGGGUUUAUGAAGAAAGGGUUAGGGUUCCGUUAAGGAAGAGGAACGUUGUGUUUUUGGGUGAUGGUAUUCGUAAAACUAUCAUCACCGGCUCUGCUAACGUGGGACUACAAGAGGGGAUGACAACCUAUAACUCUGCCACCGUAGGGGUUGUUGGGGAUGGAUUCAUGGCAAAGGAUCUCACUAUCCAAAACACAGCAGGUGCUAAUGCUCACCAAGCAGUGGCAUUUAGAUCAGACAGUGAUCUUUCUGUUAUCGAGAAAUGUGAAUUCAUAGGAAAUCAAGAUACUCUCUAUGCUCAUUCCUUGCGUCAGUUUUAUAAAUCUUGUCGUAUUAUAGGCAAUGUGGACUUCAUCUUUGGAAACUCAGCUUCAUUCUUCCAAGACUGCGAAAUCCUAGUCCAGCCCAGGCAAGCAAGGCCAAAGAAAGGGGAGAACAAUGCCAUUACUGCACAUGGCAGAACAGACCCUGCUCAGUCAACUGGCUUUGUUUUCCACAAUUGCUUGGUUAAUGGUACCGAUAAAUAUAUGGAAUUGUAUUAUAGCAAGCCUAAAGUACACAAGAACUAUCUAGGAAGGCCAUGGAAGGAGUAUUCUAGAACAAUUUUCAUUCAUUCUUUCUUGGAAGCCCUUAUCACACCACAGGGUUGGAUGCCAUGGAGUGGAGAUUUUGGGCUGAAUACACUGUACUAUGGGGAAUUCAAGAACACUGGACCUGGUUCUAAUUUGACUAAGAGAGUGUCCUGGAGUAGCCAGGUUCCUGNUGAACAUGCAAACACGUAUUCAGUGCAGGGUUUCAUUCAAGGAGAUGACUGGGUUCAUCAUAUCAGUUAUUAGCUCAUCAUGGGAUGUGAGUAAGUGAUGGUAGAGUGAUAACUAUAAAUAGGAGUCAUUGGUAAAUGAGGAGUUUUCCAUAUUCUUAUCCACAUCUACUUGGCAACUGCUGAUACAAUCAGGAUUUCAGAAAUGCCAUGGGGAGAACGGAAUUCCAAAUCCUGCAUCAGAUCAGUUUUGCUGGUAGAUACACUUCUGGGUUGAUCCUACUCAUUUUUAUUAGGUUCACUCUCUGACCCUCCUUAUUACUUUUGUGUGAUGUGAUGACUGUGGUAUAGAAUGAUGAUCUGAUUAUGUAAAAUUAGUAAAUUUCAUUCCACAGUGCUUUUCAUCCGAUGUAACCAGACAAAGAGGAUAUGGAAGGAAAAUCUAUUACCGUGACUUUUAUUA